ACGUCACUCAAACACAAAGCGGAAGUGCACAAGGAAGCGGCAGACAAACACAAGAGAUAGCAGUGCCACCACGGGAUAAAAAACACACUAACGGAUGUUGUGGGUGUCUCACGAGGUGAGAGUCCGGUCCAUCACGCAGAAACACGUCUCUGUGACUUCCUGUCUGGUUUAAUGAUCUGAAAUAGAUAUGCUUUUAGCGGGUUACGCUCACGGAAAAGCCCCGGCUUCAGAUAAGAAGCCCACGCCCCUGCGUCAAAAAGCGGAGAAAUGUCAACUGAGGAGGGAGGAGAAGGAAAACGUGGUCAACCCGUGGCCAUGUCGCCUGAAAGAAUGACCACUGACAAAAGCCGAGAGAACGAGCGCGAGGUCGAGGCCGCGGGAAGCACGGCGGACACCAGCACCACCGCCAAGAACCUGGCCCUGCUCAAAGCGCACUCUCUGGACGUGAAGUUCGACGUCGGGGAGGAGUACGAUAUCAUCGAAACCAUCGGCACAGGCGCCUACGGCGUCGUCUCCUCGGCCAGGAGAAGGGACAACGGCCAGAAAGUGGCGAUUAAAAAGAUCUCCAAUGCGUUUGAGGUUUUGACGAAUGCGAAGCGCACGCUGCGAGAGCUGAAGAUCCUCAAGCACUUCAAGCAUGACAACAUCAUCGCCAUCAAAGACAUCCUGCAGCCGAACCUUCCUCACGCCGCCUUCAAGUCUGUGUACGUCGUGCUGGACCUCAUGGAGAGUGACCUGCACCAGAUCAUACACUCCUCCCAGACGCUCACCUCAGAACACACACGCUACUUCCUGUACCAGCUCCUCCGCGGCCUCAAGUACGUGCACUCGGCCAACGUCAUCCACCGCGACCUCAAACCCUCCAACCUGCUGGUGAACGAGAACUGCGAGCUGAAAAUCGGCGACUUCGGCAUGGCGAGGGGUCUGAGUCUGCACCCGGAGGAGUCCCACUCCUUCAUGACGGAGUACGUGGCCACUCGGUGGUACCGUGCCCCCGAACUCCUGCUGUCUCUCAACCACUACAGCCUGGCCAUCGACCUGUGGUCCGUGGGCUGCAUCUUUGCCGAAAUGUUGGGGCGGAAGCAGCUCUUCCCCGGGAGGCACUACGUCCACCAGCUCACGCUCAUCCUGGGUGUGUUAGGCACGCCCCCCGAGAAGUUGAUCAGUACCAUCAGGGCCGACCGAGUGCGCUCCUACGUCCAGAGCCUUCCGUCGCGCUCCGCCGUGCCUUUGGCCAAACUGUACCCGCAGGCGGAGGCGGAGGCUUUGGACCUGCUGGUGGCCAUGUUGCGUUUCGACCCUCGCGAAAGGAUCACCGUGACGCAAGCGCUGGAGCACCCUUACCUGUCCAAGUAUCACGACCAAGACGACGAGCCGAUCUGCGUGCCGGCUUUUGACUUCGAAUUCGACAAGCUGCCGAUGAACAAGGAUCAAAUCAAAGAGGCGAUCUUGAUGGAGAUCCAGGACUUUCACCAGAACAAGCAGGGCUGCCGUCAGCGGCUGCGGUUCAGGCCCUUGGCGAGGGCCGGCGGCCGAGCCGCAGCGCAAAGCGCCGGCCAGUGUGACGCUCAGCCCGCCACGGUUAGCUUUGGCAAAUCAACGCUGGUUCCUAUGGGACAACACCAGCACGCGGCACAGGUACAGCAACAGCAAAUGAGUGAAGUGGAAUCUCAACGGCAGCGAGAUCACACGCCAGCAGAAGGGAACCACGCGUUUGCCCAUCAGAUGCGGAGCUUUGACGAGCCGCCGUCCCUUUCGGAAGGGGCCCCGCCCCACGCCACCCACCAUUUGCAUCUUCUCUCCAAAAGCGAAAGCGGCCCGGUCGACGUGGACAUGCCCAGCGCCAACUCGGACAGCGGCCAGCCGGAGACCAUAGAUCUAACCACGCCCGUGUCGAGUCAGGAGGCCGCCCUGGAGAGCAUGCGAGGCGGCGGGGCGCAGGAGCAGCUGACUGGGAGCCCGGCUGCCACUGCGGCCCCCGCCGCGCCGGCACCGAGCAUGACCCCCCUACCUGCCACCGUGCCGUCGCUUUGUCUCUCCGUGACACAGGUCCAGUCGCUGUCUCAGUCCCUUUCUCAGUCGCUGUCCAAGAACGCCAGGCCGCCUCCGGGUGCCGCAGAGGGGACCCGGAAGGAAGGGGCCAUUUCAGAGGACACCAAAGCGGCACUCAAAGCAGCUUUGUUGAAAUCAGCUCUUAGGAAUAAAGCCAGGGGGGAUGGAGGAACCUCGGCGCUGGGCACCGACGCCGGCGCAGGAGGCGGCGCGUCGUCCUCCCAGUCCUCCGUUCCGGAUUUCCGCCGACCUGUCACGGCACAGGAGCGUCAGCGAGAAAGGGAGGAGAAGAGAAGGAAGCGGCAGGAGCGAGCGAGAGAGCGGGAGAGGAAAAUGAAGGAAAAGGCGAGAAGAGAGGGCAAACAGGGGGACUCGCUGGGCGGGGUCCUGCUGAGCGACAACGACAAGAGCCUCUUGCAACGAUGGACAAUGAUGAUGGACUGUCGGAGCGAGAGAACGCCGACCCCUGAUAGCGACGGCGCGAAGGGUAAAGACUGCGGCGCGAACGCUCGGGGGGGCGUGGCUAUCGGCGACGACACCACCCCAGGAGCGCUCAACCACACAGCGGGCAAAGAGGCCAGGUCCCACGAACAGUUAGUCCCUCGAGUGGAAGCUAACCAGCAGGACGUGUUCCCGCCUCCCGGUACCCAGCAGCCACCGCUGCUUUUCCCCAUGAGCCAGAGGAAGCCCGCAGCGGAUGUGGUCGUAGCCGUGAGCGGAGGGAGGGACAUACUGACGCUCCCCGGGGGGUUCGUCGAGAACAACGCGCUCAAACCGCAGAGCGAGAGCAACGGCGGUUUCGGCUGUUUGGGCAACUGGAAUCGAGUCGAGGCCAGGCCGGCGCAACCAGGCAGGAAGCCGCAGGCGGCGGCGGCGUCAUCGUCGCCACCGCCGCCGCCGCCGAGCUUCCUUCGGCCCCAGCACCAACCUCAAGGUCCAACCCAGCCUAACCCUCAACCCCAGUCGCAUCUGCUUCCUCUGGAGAGUUUUUUAACUAAAGCGCCGACAUCAACCGCCCGAGAGACAAACGGGAAUGGCGGGCGCCGAAACAACCCCCACCACAACCCCUCGGCGGCGGCGUCCUGCUCGAUGGAGAAGCUGUGCCCCUCCGUAGGAGAGAAAUCCAGAGCGCAGGCCGUGCACCCUCUCUGUGGGUCUGUAGGGGUCCCCUCACAGCCUCAUCCCAGUUUGGGAUUCACAGAUACUGGACAGCAGGGGCCCCCCGCUACCCCCGACAUCCAUACAGUAACACUGCAGCUCUCAAAGUCCCAGGUGGAGGACGUCCUGCCCCCGGUGUUCUCUGUCACCCCUAAAGGCAGCGGGGCCGGGUACGGCGUGGGCUUCGACCUGGAUGACCUCCUCAGCCAGUCUCUCACAGACCUGCAACACUGCGACAGCUACGACUCGGCCCCCCUCUCGGCGUCCCUGUUGUCUGAUUGGAGCGAGGUUCACCGCAUGACUCCCGCUGACCUGGAAUCGCUGCAGCAGGAGUUGCAGCUUGGGUCUCCCAUGAUCCUCUCUGAUAACAUUCCCCCUGACGCCUGACAGUCGCUGCCUGGAAUUUAAAAGGCACCUCUGAGAUUUGUUUGAAUCUUAGAUUUUAGAAGUAAAGACUUCAAAUCAAAAUUCAAAAGCUAGAUUCUUAAUUUUUUCACUACCAUGCCAUCUUUUUUUACCAUUAUGACAUGCAACGCUUUUCUUUUUAAUAAAGAAAACUGUCAUCACC
This is a messenger RNA of Pungitius pungitius (ninespine stickleback), 3778 nucleotides long. It is a transcript of the gene mapk7, whose product is annotated as mitogen-activated protein kinase 7. Lineage: Eukaryota; Metazoa; Chordata; Actinopteri; Perciformes; Gasterosteidae. Gene Ontology annotation, molecular function: ATP binding; MAP kinase activity. The transcript has 7 exons. The record is from RefSeq and is a predicted model, not a curated record. Bases 268 to 3597 code for a protein of 1109 amino acids. Gene Ontology annotation, cellular component: nucleus; cytoplasm. Gene Ontology annotation, biological process: protein phosphorylation; intracellular signal transduction.